Messenger RNA from Penaeus vannamei (Pacific white shrimp), 450 nucleotides. Lineage: Eukaryota; Metazoa; Arthropoda; Malacostraca; Decapoda; Penaeidae. The record is from RefSeq and is a predicted model, not a curated record.
UGGGAUGAAUUUCUACCUCCUGACCAGCGCCGAUCAAAAGGUCCUGCUGGGUAAUCGAAUUAAGAGUGAAGUGUGCUGUUCCGAUCCAGUCGAGACUGUGACCGUCAGCCGUCCUCCAGACGUCAAAAUAGGAACAGUUGAAGGACAUGGUAAGAACUUCGCUUUGAAGAAUGCCUCAGGAGAUACCCUUUGCAGCCUGGAGAUGGAAGACCGUGGUUGCUGUGACUGUAGUGAGAAAAUAUACCAGGUGGUUCCCUCUUCAGCACCUCACAGCCAAGGCUCAGUUGAAAUUUGUUGUGAUGGUUGCAAGAUUACUUUCCCCUCUGCUAUGGAUGUCAUCUCAAAAGCUCUACUAAUCUGCUUUGCUAUUAAUUUGUUAUAUUCAAUAGAAGAAGACAGAAAGCGGAACUGAAUCAUGUGUACUGUUUUUGUAUGCAAAUAUAUAUUUUU